AUCGCCUUCACCUUGUUGUACACGCGGACUCGACGUCUAUACGAUUAUCGCAUCAUUUACACAGUGACAAAUAAAUAGUGGUCAUGUGGAUAUAUUGAUACAAGGCUAUCUUAUUGAAUUAUCAACUCGAUAUUUAUCCGGUCUGAGGAAAGCACAUUGUUCUUCAGCGAUGACUCCAAGACACUGUGUGGCUCAUAGAAAACGAUUAGGGCCUUUGGAGAUUCCCGGCAGGUGAUGUCAUCCAGCCCAUCUCCAUCCCCAGAUGACGAAGCUCUUGCCAGGACCCUGUACAUUGUUGGUCCAGGUUCAAUCAUCAUCAGUCUGUUCGUCAUCGGCGUCGUCACCAUAAAACUCAAGGCCAAGAAGAGGACAGAAGAACAGCGGACACACGCUCCACCUGUACGCAGUGUCGCCAUUAAUGUUGAUCUCGCCGACCCACCGCCAUGUUACGUUGAUGUCAUGAAAAACUUAGCCAUCUACAAAAAGCCAGUGACCAACCAGCCGCAAAGAGAUCCCUCCUUACCAACAUACGCCGAAGCAAUAACUGUUCUUGCCAACCAACACUCCCAGUGUCGACACGAUACUAGGGCCAUGGUGGAAAUAAUCUCCUCAACCAGUCUUCAACGUUCAACCGAUCAGGAACAGGAACAUAACACGUGACACGCAUUCUGGGCGGGAACACGCCCGAAUCUGAGACUGUUUUGAUUGUGAAGUGUCUUCCAAACCUCGUGAAAUCGUUGAGUGUUUUGAGGUGAGAUUGUUGUGGAGUCCGUGAUCUGAAGUGGAGUUUCUAGUAAUUGACUCUAAAAUACACGAAUCAUUUUGGACUUCGGGAGUUUAAUAUCCGCAAUCAAGAAGAUGGGACCCUUACGCCUGUCUGUUGAAGGGAAGCACGAGGUAAAGAUCAUGAGAUCUAUGAUAUUAUCUAUGAUACAUGAUCUAUGAUAAUAUGAAUCUUUUGGAGCAUCGAGAUUUUUGAACAUUUUGUAUUUAUUUGCAUUGCUUGAUUUUCU
Messenger RNA from Lineus longissimus, 1013 nucleotides. RefSeq lists its product as uncharacterized. The record is from RefSeq and is a predicted model, not a curated record. The coding region runs from base 235 to 660 and encodes 141 amino acids. NCBI's taxonomy places the organism in Eukaryota, Metazoa, Nemertea, Pilidiophora, Heteronemertea, Lineidae. The transcript has 4 exons.